Messenger RNA from Arabidopsis thaliana (thale cress), 1392 nucleotides. Its product is annotated as receptor for activated C kinase 1C. The record is from RefSeq and is marked reviewed. Gene Ontology annotation, biological process: cellular response to abscisic acid stimulus; MAPK cascade; positive regulation of signal transduction. Bases 181 to 1161 code for a protein of 326 amino acids. The transcript is spliced from 2 exons. NCBI's taxonomy places the organism in Eukaryota, Viridiplantae, Streptophyta, Magnoliopsida, Brassicales, Brassicaceae. Gene Ontology annotation, molecular function: translation regulator activity; MAP kinase scaffold activity; ribosome binding.
CCUGACUCGGAAACUCCGGCCCAAAUGAGCCAGUCUCCUCGCAGAAACCACACUAAACCCUAAUUUGAUUCAUUUUUAGACCUAGAGUAUAAAUACCAAACAUUUCAAUCGACCUCGUAAUCUCUCGCUCUGUUACGCCAUUUUCGUGAGUAAGAAGAAGAAACCCGAAAACCUCAAACCAUGGCCGAGGGACUCGUAUUGAAGGGCAUUAUGCGCGCCCACACCGACAUUGUCACGGCCAUCGCUACGCCGAUCGACAAUUCCGACAUCAUCGUCACAGCGUCGCGUGACAAAUCCAUCAUCCUCUGGAAACUCACAAAGGACGAUAAGUCUUACGGUGUUGCUCAGCGUAGGCUCACAGGUCACUCUCACUUCGUGGAAGAUGUUGUUCUCUCAUCGGACGGUCAGUUUGCACUCUCCGGAAGCUGGGACGGUGAGCUCCGUCUCUGGGAUCUUGCCACGGGAGAAACAACUCGUCGAUUCGUUGGUCAUACGAAAGAUGUGCUCUCUGUUGCAUUCUCUACUGAUAACCGGCAGAUCGUGUCUGCUUCUCGUGAUCGUACGAUUAAGCUUUGGAACACACUUGGUGAGUGUAAGUAUACCAUCUCUGAAGGUGAUGGUCACAAGGAAUGGGUUAGUUGUGUUAGGUUUAGUCCUAAUACUCUUGUACCAACUAUUGUAUCUGCUUCUUGGGAUAAAACUGUGAAAGUUUGGAAUCUCCAGAACUGUAAGCUGAGGAACUCUCUUGUUGGUCACUCUGGUUACCUCAACACUGUUGCUGUCUCGCCUGAUGGUUCGCUAUGCGCCAGUGGUGGGAAAGAUGGUGUUAUCUUGUUGUGGGAUUUGGCUGAAGGAAAGAAGCUUUACUCGCUUGAGGCGGGUUCGAUUAUUCACUCGCUUUGCUUCAGUCCUAACAGAUACUGGUUGUGUGCUGCUACUGAGAAUAGCAUUAGGAUUUGGGAUCUUGAGAGCAAGUCUGUUGUUGAGGACUUGAAGGUUGAUCUCAAGUCUGAGGCAGAGAAGAAUGAAGGUGGUGUUGGAACUGGUAACCAGAAGAAGGUUAUCUACUGCACAAGCUUGAACUGGAGUGCAGAUGGAAGCACAUUGUUCAGUGGUUACACUGAUGGAGUUGUCAGGGUCUGGGGUAUUGGUCGUUACUAGAGACACAACAAGAUGAAGAAGAAGUCACGAAAUCUCCGGAAAAAAGUUUAGCUGCUUUUAAUUUUUCCAGACUGCGUCAGUAUUGUAUUAGUCUCUCGCAAACCUCUAUUUUGGCAAUUUUUGUUUAAUUUCCAGAAGAGAAAAAAACAAUCCAUUGAUUAUCAUAUCACUAUAUAUCAAAAGGUCACGAUUUUGAUUACACUUACCUUCGUGAUCUUCCGAUUGGUCUUA